UCAAAACAACGUGGGGCCGGUUACACGGUGUGUGGAGGCUGUCCUGACUGCAGCUCCUGUGUGUGUGUGUGUGUGUGUGUGUGCGCGUGCUGUGGGCCGGGUCAUGCUCAUCCAGAGGUGUGUCUCCGUCUCUAAACUCACAGCUGCAUUAGUGUCCUCAGCAUCCUGGAAGCACGUGCGCGUCUCGAGUCAGUCGGCAGCGAACAUGGCAGAGGAGGCGAAGAAGCUGGCGGCGUACGCUGCUGUGGACAACCACGUCCAGAACAACCAGGUGGUCGGAGUGGGCAGCGGGUCGACCAUCGUCUACGCUGUGGACAGGUUAGCUGAGCGAGUGCGUCAGGAAAAGCUCAACAUCGUGUGUGUGCCGACUUCCUUCCAGGCUCGUCAGCUGAUUCUGCAGCACGGCCUCACGCUGUCGGAUCUGGACAGGCACCCAGAGCUGGACGUGGCGAUUGACGGAGCGGACGAGGUGGACGCAGAUCUCACGCUGAUUAAAGGUGGAGGCGGCUGCCUGACUCAGGAGAAGAUCGUCGCCGGCUGUGCCAAACACUUUGUCGUCAUCGCAGACUACAGGAAGGACUCCAAGGCGUUGGGCCAGCAGUGGAAGAAGGGAGUUCCUAUCGAGGUGAUCCCCAUGGCGUACGUUCCCGUCUCCAGGACGAUAGCCAAACGCUUCGGAGGAGAGGCCAACUUACGGAUGGCUGUCAGUAAAGCAGGUCCCGUGGUCACUGACAACAGCAACUUCAUCCUGGACUGGAAGUUUGAGAGCGCUCAGAACUGGAAGGAAGUCAACACUGCCAUCAAGAUGAUUCCAGGUGUUGUUGAGACCGGGCUCUUCGUCGGCAUGGCUGAGCGAGCCUACUUCGGGAUGGAGGACGGAAGUGUGCAGGUUCGAGAUCCUCCAAUCAACUGAGGAGUUGACCUUCCUCACUGUCGCCCCUCCUCCCAAACGACCUCACUUUACCCACAAGUGCCGUGUUCCUGAUUUCCGCCCGGUCUCAGCCUGCGUUUGGACGGAGCUGCACCUCCUGCAGAUCUGGACCAAACUGUAACUGGGAUGUUUUCUCACUCAUCUCAAACCAGAUAGAAACAGGAUCACUUGGUUUUCCUCAUCCUGCAGGUGGUGCUUCUGACACUGUGAGAUUUAAAGUGCCUGAUGAGGAAGACCAAGUGCGUCUGAUACGUUUAGUGUUUUUUAUUUUCAGUCUCGUUGUUCGGUUUGCACGACUGGUUGGCUCGUCCUGUAAUUAGCGGGUGUGACUGAAGCUGUGGUUCUCGACCAGCACGGCCGCUGAAUCACUGCAGUAUGAAACUAAGGUGUGCCUUGAGAUGAUAUUCUCAGUCCUAUUAAAAGAAACGAUGCUAUUAAAGAUACAGUUAAAAGCUCGUAAUUGUUGAUCAAACUGUUGCCAUCUGCUGCAGAUGAGUCGUCUGGUCUCGUGAAGGCUGGAGACGCCGUACACAGUCAGAACGCUGAUUUGCCUUCAAGUCUUUUUGUUUAAUUAGACGACAGAAAAGAGGAAUAAUAUGAAGUCUAUACUGCAACAUGCACAAGUUAUUUCUCAGCAAAUUAAUUAAUAUGCUAAUUUAAACUGAAAAAAAGCUCCAAAAUUAAUGAGAUCUCGGACAAUUUGGGGAAACCCUGUGGUGCAGGUAUGAAGCUCCAAUUAUUCGGUUAUUAGAGACACGUGACACCCGACAGUGUCGCCUGCGUUCAGUGCAGCACAGAGGUGGGCUGUAAUAAAUAUGAUAAAUGUAAUGUAGCUGCUCGUGGCUCUAAAACAGAGACGUGUCAGGAAAUGGUUUAGUAAUUACAACAGAAACAGGUCGUCACACAGCAGGAAGUAAUUGUGUAGAAGGAACAGUGGGCAGAGAACCUGUUCAAGUCCUCGUCCUCAUCGACUACAUGCACACGCACAAAAUAUUCUGGAUAUUACACACAGAAAAAAACAAGCAUGGAUCAAUGAUCAGGGUUCAUACGGUCAUGAAAGUCCUGGAAAAGUUAUCAGUUUUCCAGACCUGGAAUUGAUUUGAAAUCAACAACGUGUUCCGGAAAAGUUUUGAAUAAACAUUGUUUGCUAUUGUUUUAAACAUGUUCAUAAAAACUCCCAAACAUGUCUGUCAUUAUACAGAAUAUAAAAUCUGUGUGUGCUGUGCUUCGACCAGACCAGAUCAGCAUUGUGUCAUCACCAAGGCUCCACCUCCUUUUAGGUCACUGAUCCACUUGGACGGAGGGAAGCAUCCCUAAAACAAAAGUUUUAGAAAUAUAUGCAGACAAAGUUAUAAUCCACAAGGAGAAUGAAACAAACUAAAAUGCCACCAAAGUAAAAGAUGAAAUAAAGAAAACAAAAAUCAAGAUAAUACAUGAGAAUUAAAAUCAAUAAAAUGGACGGACUGCUCAGAUACAGUCAGGACAUGCUCUCCAACAGAAGCACAUUCUUUGGAGAGACGUGAACGAAGACAGUGACUCAGAUGAGAAGAAGAAUGUAUGUGGUCUUUUCUAUCCCCCAAAAAUGGGCGCGGCCUCGAUGUUUUUCAUUUGUGUUAUCUGCUGUAUCAGCAUGUGCAGCUGGAAUGCCCGAUGAGCAAGUCAAGUUAACAAGCGUCAGCAGUCAGCCAGCUCAUUUUAAAUUACUUAAAUUAAGUCGUGGAAAUGGGGUAAAAAUAUUCAUUUUUCAUGUGGUUGUCUCUCCAUCUUCUUUCCAACCUGUAAAACAUGACACGCCCACUGAUGUCAUCACUGUUCGCACUUCAGGUCAGAAAAACCUGCAGUUUUGGUUCCAGCUGAGAACCGACUUUUUAGGAUUUGAUGCAAUUUAGUUUUGUUUGAAAUGCAAACAUUCAAAUUGAGGUGCAGGAAGCAGCACAGAGCCGCCUCCAUGUUUGUGGUAAAAGUUUAAAUGUUUGUGCGACAGCAGCUCCUGGUUCGUUUUGUGACAACAGCGAUUCAUUUCUCAUCAUCUCAAACGUUUAGCCGCACCUGGCGACAUGUUUAUAUCCUCUUUACAAGGGGUUAGACUUGUUGUGGACAUUUCUGCAGGUUAGACGGCUUAUAACGUGACGUUAACCUGGAAACGGCUCCGUUCUGUCACAAGAGACUCCCGUAAGGCACAGGACCCAGAUACAGAUAUAAAUGUGUUUAUUUAAUUGUCCUGUCGUGUACGUCGUCGUCAUGAUAUGAAGAUAUUCUCGUCGGUUAUUAAAUUCUAACAUAUGGCAGCCUCUCGUGGACCAAUGAUCUGAUUUCCUGAGUGCAGACAGAGUUUGGGAAAUCUUUGUACAGUCACACUCGUCACUGAGCAGAGUUAAAGUCCACAGCUUCACUGUUGAUGUACCUUCAUGCCUGCACCUCCUCUACUGUGUCGGCUCUGUUUGUGCCAGUACGUUGCUGUUUAUUCCUCACACAAACCGUCUGGUCACAGUUCGUCAUGUGUCAUUGACUUCAGUUUAAACACAGCUGUAGAGAGACCUGCAGAACAUUGUGAGGUCGUGAUGAUGGGCUGUUACUCUGUGAUAUGGUCUAAUGUGAUGAACUGAUGCAGCUGAAAUCUGAACCAACAGCAGUGCACAUGUAUUUAAUGUACCUCGGCACGUCAAAAAGCAAUAGAUCCUGUGUUUGACUCUGAUGUAGCAACAUUGUGAUGUAGCUUAGCAUAAAGUCUGAACAACUGACGCUCAGAAUCACUGCUACAUGUUGUGAUCAGGUUUAAAAGAAAAUAUUUCAGGAUAUAUAUGUGUCAGAAAUGCAGCAGCUAAAAACAAAAGAUGAAUAUCUGAGGAUUAAUUUGAUUUGUGUGCAGCUAAUUUAAAGAAACAUUGAAGAUAUUUCAUGUCGUGUCAGUUCUUCCCUGAUUGAAUCAUAUUUCUCAUCAUUUCAAGAUGUUGAUGUCUUCAAAAAUGAAUGUGUUGUAAAAGAUGUUAUAUUCAUUGUGCAGAAAGCUUAUGUGAGAACAUGGCCCCUUUUCCACUGCAGCAAAACAUGGCUAACACCUGCUAACAUCUGGCUUUUUAAUCUAAUAGGAAAGUUUACAGUCUGUAUUCACACCUGGGUCGGGUGACGCUGUGGUAGCUGCAGGUAUUUAUCAGCUCUGGCUCCGAUGGGCAUUGAUGAAAACACAUUUUAGUCCCCUUAACCGUCGAGCUUUAGAGAGAUACACAAAGGUGCGUACACAGCUCUGAUCUACUGUCAGUGGGGAAACAGUCCCGCGCUUGUUGUUAGCGAGUUUAGCCAUGUUUAAAAAACCACAUACAGGCAUUAAUUUUGGUGUAAAAGGGGUUUUAUGUGUCUCAUGUCCGCAGCAUGGUACUCUCUUUGAAUUGUCUAAAAAUACUUGGAGUUUGUUUCCCACACACUUCCACCCUCCUCCGAUCAAACAGUAAUCAGUCAUGUUGUGUUUCAGAGGACACGUUACUGUCCGUCAUCUGUCUGAAAGCUGUGAUUGUUUGAUAUAAUUACUAAUAUGUUUAAUUUUUGAAUGCAGCUACUCACUCUGUUUCAGUUCAUGUUGCCUUACGCUUUAUUUCUGUUUGUUUUAAAUGUGCAGCUGUGAGAGACUCAGGAGAACAUCAAGCUCAGACGUGUAACACAAUCCUGUUUGUCUCCAAGUCACUGUUACUAGGUUCAGGUCAGAACUGGAGGACGUGUCGGCCUCAGUGGUGUGUAGACAAACUAGACUGGGAGUAUGUGGCCCAGUUUGGGGCCAGUAUGAUCUGCACACUAUGAUAUUUCUGCACCAGCAUUUCUAUUCUUCCUUCCUUCACCAGGUGACUGUGAUCAUGAUGUUAAUGUGAAGGUACUAUUUCCUUUGUCAGCCAAUACAGACGUGUCAUGGUAACACCCA
Molecule: messenger RNA, 4841 nt
Organism: Epinephelus lanceolatus (giant grouper)
Lineage: Eukaryota; Metazoa; Chordata; Actinopteri; Perciformes; Serranidae
Gene: rpia
Product: ribose 5-phosphate isomerase A (ribose 5-phosphate epimerase)
Biological process (GO): D-ribose metabolic process; pentose-phosphate shunt, non-oxidative branch
Cellular component (GO): cytoplasm
Molecular function (GO): ribose-5-phosphate isomerase activity
Source: RefSeq, a predicted model, not a curated record